Molecule: messenger RNA, 2703 nt
Organism: Cladocopium goreaui
Lineage: Eukaryota; Dinophyceae; Suessiales; Symbiodiniaceae
Source: the annotation of a GenBank genome assembly
AUGAGCUUCACUGGCUCCAUAAGCCCAGAGUUUGGCCUCUUUCCUUACAGUCAAGGAAAUUCAAGCUGGAUAUCUUUCGUCGAAAAUCCUCCAAAGUCAUUUGUUUGUUACACAUCUGCAGGGCAAGUCGCGGGACGCACUUCUUUUAACCAAGGCACAAUUUCCGCAGUGUGUGGUGCUGGGGAGGCACUUGUGGCUUUGCUCGUCACCACUGGUCAUAUCAGGUUUGUUGACCUGACAACCGGCAAAGCUGCCGGCAAAUCCACCAAACUGCCAGAUAUUCCCCGUGCUGACAGACCACCAACAUUUUUUAUCAACCAAACACAACCACGGCAAGUGGUUGUCAUGAGACAAGUGCGUCCAGGCGCUGAUGUGCACUUUUGGAUUUGUGAACUCGAUGAGCUGAACAAUAUCAAUACAGGAGGGCGGCGAACCCUGAAGAUCGGAGCUGUGGCACAGUCCUUGGGGGCAUUCAAUGACUUGGAAUCUAUUUCUGCAGGCUCCGUCAGUGGCGAGCUGAUUUUGUGCUGGAAAGAGGAGCCAUUGACCAAUGGCUUCCUGAAUGGGAAGAGCCAUGGCUCACAUCCACCCGCAAAGAAGUUUUGUGCAGCAGAGGUGCUUGGCAAAGAGCCAAAGGCUCGAAGACUAGGAGCAUUUGCAGAUGCUGCCAUUCAAAGCUGGCACAGCAUUGGGACAUACUUCGUUGAGUUUUGGAGUCAAGAAUCUGAUAGUGCGGAAGCAGAAUCAGCAGGUACCAUGAAGUUUAGACUCCGAGAUUCCAAGUUUGGUAUGUUUGUGGGAGCUGGCGAUGCGACUUUGGCAAAAGCACCACGUGGCAAGCUGUUAGUCGCCGCUUCUGAGAGAUUUUCAGUGGCUUCUACCAACGGCUGUUUUGUAGGAAUUCGUUGGACCCUCCCAUCCUAUGCCUUGCAACGAUCCAUCGGGCAGGGCCACCAGGACACGCAGAACACCGAGGGACUUCCUGACGUCAACUCUGUCAAUACAGCUUUCAUCGCAAAUCUGAUCCAACUCUGUCAGGGACCACGCACAAAGGAUGUGAAAUUUUUGAAACAAAAGCUGAAGCCGGAAAAUCUUCAGUUCACUCUGCGGACUCUGGUUGGCUGGCUUGCGUUUCGGAGAGAUUUGUCGGCAAAUGUUAUCCGUUCCAGCGCACCAGGCAUACCAGCAACCCAGCAGAUUGUGCGCUUUUUGUCGGUGCUCGCAGAUGCAUUUUUGCAAAGCAUUGUGCAGUUGCCCACUGAUGAUGUUCAGAAGGUCAUUGAACGAUUGGUGACGGCGCAGAAGGAAGUCCUUUGCAAUGAGAGACUCCUUAGCAGAGCCACAGCAGCGUGCUGUGAGAGACCACACAAAAUCCCAAAGUCAAAGAGAGCUCGAGCAUGUGAUGAUGGCAAUUUGGCGCAAGGUGAUGGGUGUGACGAAAAUUGCAGUGUGGAGGCAGGAUGGAUUUGCUGCGACCCGGCCCCUGGCACAACAGGUUCACGAUGUUCCGUUGGCCUCCCCGUUGAUCGGGAUUCAAUCUGUGGAGUAACCUGUGGCAAUGGGCAGCGGGACAAUGGAGAAGCGUGCGAUGAUGGAAAUCUGAUUGCAGCAGAUGGAUGUAGCCCAGGAUGUGAGGUUGAAGCUGGUUUCGUUUGCAUGCCCAUGGGUCAACAAAGACCAGGCCGGAAGAUACCCGAUUUUUGCGAGGCAAUUUGUGGCGAUGGCCUCCUGGUUGUGGGUGAGGAGUGUGACGAUGGAAAUCAGGUAAGUGGCGAUGGCUGUGGUCCCACCUGCAAGAUCGAACAAAGCGGCACUGCCUGUCCUCAGCUCUCUGAUUCAAACGGAGCAGUCUGUCGACCAACAUGUGGAGAUGGUAUCCGCGGACCCGGAGAGGAGUGUGAUGAUGCAAACUCCUUCAGCGGAGAUGGCUGCUCAAAGGAUUGCUUGGUGGAGAGGGGAUUCUUCUGCUCUGGCGGUGGAAUGCGCUCGAGGGACACGUGUUGGCCGAUUUGUGGAGAUGGCCUUCGAGUGGAUCGGGCCUUCUCAGCGACAUUAGGAGCAGAUAAGCUGGAGGGCUGUGACACUGGUGCGAUCCCAUCCAGAGGAUGCGAUGCUGCCACGUGUCAAGUACGACCAGGUUGGACAUGUGCAAGGCCAUCAGGUCCUGGCGCAGAGGUUUGCAGUCCUGUUUGCGGGGACGGAAUUGUCAUCUCGCCCAUGGAAGAGUGUGACGACAACAACAACUUGCCCGGUGAUGGGUGCAGUCCAGACUGCAAGGUUGAAGCACUCUACGAGUGUUCCUACAGCAGUUUCUUUCUGCGUUCGGUUUGCCAAAUUCGAUGUGGAGAUGGUCGAAAACAUCCAUCAGAGGCUUGUGAUGAUGGCAACAACUGGGAUCAGGAUGGCUGUUCCUCCGACUGUCAACUCGAACCUGGCUUUGAAUGCCUUGGUGGGACCUUGACUUCACCGUCUGAAUGCAAGCCGAUCUGUGGCGAUGGCUUCGAGGUUCACGGAGAAGGCUGCGACGAUGGAAAUCUCGUCCCCUGGGAUGGCUGCAACCAGUUUUGCCAGGUGGAGGACGGCUACCACUGCACUCGAGCUCCUUCUCCAGGAGGUCAAGGCUGGUCUCAGAACAAAAUCUGUCGUAGCUAUGAAAAGCGUAGUGUGAAGCUGAAUUAUCUCAAAAUUAAGAAAAGUGACUGA